AUGACCGAUACCACCACCCUCAAAGCAGCAAUCCUAGUGGUGUCUGAUACUGCUUCCCAGGAACCUUCGACAGACAAGGUUGGCGAUGCUCUCACACACGUCUUGUCAACGGCAGGCCCCAAUACCUGGGACCAGCCCGUUAUCAAGAUCGUCCCUGAUAGUGUGCUAGACAUCCAACGUGCUAUUUGUGACUGGACAGAUGGGCCAAAUUGGGUCAAUCUCAUCUGUGUAAGUGGUGGCACUGGUUUCGCGACUAAGGAUAUCACCCCUGAGGCGGUCUCGCCUCUUAUCCAUCGCCAUGCGUCCGGCCUGGUACAUGGCAUGCUUGCCGCAUCCUUGAAGGUUACACCGUUUGCGAUAAUGUCGAGACCCGUUGCAGGAGUGCGCGACAAAACCUUGAUUGUCACUCUGCCAGGCUCCCCCAAAGGUGCCAAAGAGAAUCUAGAAGCAAUUAUCAAGCUCCUUCCGCACGCAUGCAGCCAAACGGCUGGUGCGAACUCUAGAGCCCUUCACGCAGGCGGCAUCAAGAAGCUAGAGGUUGAGGCAGGAGUAUCUGCCUCACCCCAGCCAAAAAGCCAUGAUCAUCAUCAUCACCAUCACCAUCAUGACCACAGUCACGGCCACUCUCAUGGUCACGGUCAUGGCCACGCUGUACCCAGAGCACACACGAGUCCCUCCGAGCGGCCACAGUCCAACGACCCAAAUGCAGGACCGAACAGCCGCUAUCGAUCCUCCCCAUACCCCAUGCUCUCCGUUGAUGAAGCACUCAAAAUCGUCAGCGAGCACACGCCCGAACCCACCAUCAUCGAGGCCCCUGUGACCACAGCCCUAGUCGGGUCCGUGAUCGCCGAGGACGUUUAUGCGGCGGAAGCGGUUCCAGCAUACCGCGCCAGCAUCGUAGACGGAUAUGCCGUAAUCGCAGCGGCAACAUCCGAUUCUGGCCCAAAUACCCAAGGCAUCUUCCCCGUAGCCUCGAUCACCCACGCCAACGAGGGCGGGAUACUCACUCCCUUGGAGCCCGGAACCAUCGCCCGCAUCACCACCGGCGCACCGCUGCCUCCAAACGCCAACGCCGUCGUCAUGGUCGAAGACACCGUCCUCGCCACCUCUACUCCGGACGGACAGGAAGAAGCCACAGUUGAGAUUCUGACCUCCGAGAUCCAACCGGGCGAGAACGUCCGCGAACCCGGCAGCGACGUCGCCCUCGGCUCCCUCAUCCUCCGCAAGGGCGACCUCAUCACCUCUGUGGGCGGAGAGAUCGGCCUCCUAGCAGCCACCGGCACGCGGACCGUGAAGGUCUACCAGAAGCCGCGGGUCGGCGUUCUCAGCACCGGCGACGAGCUCGUCCAACACGACGACCCGCGCCAGCUCACCGGUGGGCAGAUCCGGGACUCGAACCGCCCCUCCCUCCUCUCCUGCCUCACGUCCUGGGGGUUCCCAACGGUCGAUCUGGGCAUCGCGCGCGACACCCCGGCCGGCGAACUCGAACAACGCCUCCGGGAUGCUCUCCGCGGCGUCGGGACGGCCGCCAAUCACGGCGUCGAUGUGAUCAUCACCACCGGCGGCGUCUCCAUGGGCGAGCUGGACCUCCUCAAGCCAACCAUCGAACGCUCGCUCGGCGGCACCAUCCACUUUGGCCGCGUGUCCAUGAAACCCGGCAAACCGACCACCUUCGCCACUGUGCCAUUUAAGCCUUCUUCGUCCCAGACGGCCGCGCAGCAAGAACGCCAGAACAAACUCAUCUUUGCCCUUCCCGGAAACCCGGCUUCGGCGCUGGUCACGCUCAACCUUUUCGUGCUGCCUUCGUUGCACAAAUUGAUGGGCAUGGGUUACAGACAAGGCGGAUCCGGACCGCCGUCGUCGUUGGGCCUGCCGCUCGUGUCGGUUGCGCUGGCGCAUCCGUUCCCCGCCGACCCCAAGCGCACGGAGUAUCACCGGGCGGUGGUGACGGCCUCCCGCUCGGAUGGGAGGCUCUAUGCCACAAGCACCGGACUGGAUGGCGUGGGUCAGCGAAGCUCGAGAGUGGGCAGUCUGGCCAGUGCGAAUGCGCUGGUAGUGCUUGGGCCCGGGAAGGGGAAGGUCGAGAAGGGGGCGUUGGUGGAAGCGCUGAUGUUGGGGCCGGUUGUGGCGCAGGUUUGA
Aspergillus aculeatus ATCC 16872 is the source of this 2139-nucleotide messenger RNA. Its product is annotated as bifunctional molybdopterin adenylyltransferase MobB/molybdopterin molybdotransferase MoeA family protein. The record is from RefSeq and is a predicted model, not a curated record. Lineage: Eukaryota; Fungi; Ascomycota; Eurotiomycetes; Eurotiales; Aspergillaceae. Gene Ontology annotation, molecular function: molybdopterin molybdotransferase activity. Gene Ontology annotation, biological process: molybdenum incorporation into molybdenum-molybdopterin complex; Mo-molybdopterin cofactor biosynthetic process. Gene Ontology annotation, cellular component: cytosol; cytoplasm. The transcript has 4 exons. The coding region runs from base 1 to 2139 and encodes 712 amino acids.